AACGUGUCUUACCAUCCAAUCACUAUCAACGGGUGCGACGGUCGCGACUGCUACACGAGGAGAUCAAGGUUCAGAUGGUCAAUUCUCAGCGGCAACGAACCAAGUCAGACUCGUCCCGAUGCUCUACUAACCAUGCAAAUUCCACAAUUGUCGGUCUUUGUUGGCUGAUGCCCCUUAUGCCAGCAGUGCCGCCUCCUACGUAUAUUUUCUCGCUUCCCCUUCGUUGCGAAACCUGGAGACUUUGAUAUCGUUAUAUACUUCUCAGGACCCUGUCUGGCUUUGUGACCCCCACUAACCAGUUUCAAUUCUACACAAUCUCAGUACUUUCCUUCAAUAUGGCUCCGAUCGCUAUUUCACCACCUCCUGUGGAGGCCAAGCAGGCUCGUCCUAGCUUCCAUCGUGCCAACACUGCCAAUAUGGGCACCAAGCGAAAGAUCAUCUGCUUUUCUGACUUUGACGGGACAAUUUUCAUGCAAGAUACCGGACAUACUCUAUUCGACAACUUCGGCUGCGGUCCUGAACGACGGGCUGCUCUCGCUCACCAGAUGGAAUCUGGAGAACGGACCUUCCGUGAAGUCUCCGACGAGCUUUACGCCUCGUUAGAUGUUCCAUUCGAGGACGGUUUUGAGGUUAUGAAAACCGCCCUGGAAAUCGACCCUGAUUUCCAAACCUUCCACGAAUUCUGCGUCAACAACAAGAUUCCAUUCAACGUCAUUUCCGCCGGACUGAAACCAGUCUUGAGAAGAGUAUUGGACCAUUUCAUUGGAGAAGAUAUGAGCAAGCACAUCGAAAUCGUGGCCAACGAUGCCAAGAUUGCCUCAGACGGCAGCAAAUGGGAGGCAGUCUGGAGACACGACACUGACCUCGGCCACGACAAGGCACAAUCCAUCAACGAGUACCGCGAGGUGGCCAAGAUGCAGAGUGACAAUGGCACCAUCCCAAUGAUCAUCUUCAUCGGCGAUGGCGUAUCCGAUCUCCCCGCCGCUCGUGAAUGCGAUGUUCUCUUCGCACGUCGGGGACUGAAGUUGGAAGAUUACUGCAAGGAGCACAGCCUGCCCUACAUCCCAUUCGAUACUUUCGCCGACAUCCAGAAAGAAGUCAUCAAGAUUGCUCAGGUUGACGAGGAGAAGACUCACGGCCGGGGUCUACCUACAACCUUCAACCCUCGUGCCAAUAUGUGGCGACGUGUUAGCAGCAAGGCCGCUGUGCCAGUCUUUGCCGCCCUCAGCCCUGCUAAGGAGGAAAAGGCAUUCUUGUGGCCAGAGACAUUUACCCAGACAGCCACCGUUAAGAAUGCAGAAGGCGCAACUGCUGCUGUUGCUGCUCCAGUGGCAUAAACUUGCAACGAUCACCCUUGUCGAAAUUCAUUUUAUACUCCUUCUACGGACAACAUUCUUCACCUUUUCGAUUCACUUCCUACACGACAGCGAACGGCGUACAGGAUGAUUGCUUUUUGCAAUUACAGAGGUCACGAAAAUGUGCAACGAAACGACAUAUAAAUAAUCUGGCUAGACAGAGUGAUACCACACAACCUAGAUACUAGAUGAUAAAAAUAGACAUAUCAUAUUCGUCCUGGC
This is a messenger RNA of Exophiala viscosa, 1577 nucleotides long. RefSeq names its product 2,3-diketo-5-methylthio-1-phosphopentane phosphatase. The coding region runs from base 336 to 1337 and encodes 333 amino acids. The transcript is spliced from 2 exons. Gene Ontology annotation, molecular function: phosphatase activity. Lineage: Eukaryota; Fungi; Ascomycota; Eurotiomycetes; Chaetothyriales; Herpotrichiellaceae. The record is from RefSeq and is a predicted model, not a curated record.